Monodelphis domestica (gray short-tailed opossum) is the source of this 10032-nucleotide messenger RNA. RefSeq names its product unc-5 netrin receptor D (gene UNC5D). NCBI's taxonomy places the organism in Eukaryota, Metazoa, Chordata, Mammalia, Didelphimorphia, Didelphidae. Gene Ontology annotation, cellular component: membrane. Gene Ontology annotation, biological process: axon guidance; netrin-activated signaling pathway. The record is from RefSeq and is a predicted model, not a curated record. Gene Ontology annotation, molecular function: protein binding; netrin receptor activity.
GGGGGGCUCUCAUUAGGAAUGCGGACUCGUUCCUUCGCUCUCGUAGUCUGGAGCCCAGCAUCAACGUGCGGAAGCUCAGCGUUGCCGAGUAGGGUAAAGGCAGCAAAAAAAAAAAAAAAAAGCAGGAGGCAGCUGUGACGGUCGCUCCGCUGUGGGGAAGGGAUGGGGGCCAUCGCUCCUUUUGGGUCCGUAUCCAGCGACAGCUCAGGACUCCCUGUCCUACAGCCUUAGGAAGAAGCUAAGGAUCAUAGUCACUGGAGAGCUGAGAGGACACGCACUCUUCCAUUUCUCCGCCUCUCUUGGAGUGCCUCUCUCUUCUUCCCGUUCUCCCAGAAGGAAAAGGCAGGAGUGCUGAAGAGGAGUCAGAAGGAGUACAGAGCAUGGGGGGAGCAGCCAGAGGAGGAGGAAGAGGAGGUGGCAGCAGUGGCCGAGGCUGUCCAGCCGAGCUCUGCCGGCUUCUCUUACUGGGGUUUUGCUGCUGGGUUGCAGGCGCUGCGGCUGUCCGAGGAAAUGACAAUGGUGAUACCCUACCUGAGUCCAUUCCAUCAGCUCCUGGGACACUGCCUCAUUUCAUGCAGGAGCCGGAUGAUGCUUACAUUAUAAAAAGCAACCCGAUUGCCCUGAGGUGCAAAGCCAUGCCUGCAAUGCAGAUUUUCUUCAAAUGCAAUGGAGAGUGGGUCCAUCAAAAUGAACACGUGUCUGAAGAGAGCCUGGAUGAGAGUACAGGCCUGAAGGUCCGAGAAGUGUUCAUCAAUGUUACCAGGCAGCAAGUAGAGGAUUUUCAUGGACCUGAAGACUAUUGGUGCCAGUGUGUCGCAUGGAGCCAUCUGGGUACCUCUAAGAGCCGGAAGGCAUCAGUCCGCAUAGCCUAUUUACGGAAAAACUUUGAGCAAGAUCCCCAGGGAAGGGAAGUCCCUAUUGAAGGGAUGAUUGUCCUACACUGUCGCCCACCAGAGGGUGUCCCUGCUGCAGAGGUGGAAUGGCUAAAGAAUGAAGAGCCUAUUGAUUCCCAACUGGAUGAGAACAUUGACACCAGAGCUGAUCACAACUUAAUUAUCAGGCAGGCUCGCCUCUCUGAUUCUGGGAAUUAUACCUGCAUGGCUGCCAACAUUGUUGCCAAGAGAAGAAGCUUGUCAGCUACUGUUAUUGUUUAUGUGAAUGGAGGCUGGUCUUCCUGGACAGAGUGGUCAGCCUGCAAUGUUCGCUGUGGUAGAGGUUGGCAGAAACGUUCUCGGACCUGCACCAAUCCCGCUCCACUCAAUGGGGGUGCCUUUUGUGAGGGAAUGUCAGUGCAGAAAAUCACCUGCACUUCUCUUUGUCCUGUUGAUGGAAGCUGGGAGGUAUGGAGUGAAUGGUCAGUGUGCAGUCCAGAGUGUGAGCAUCUGAGAAUACGGGAGUGUACAGCACCACCUCCAAGAAAUGGGGGUAAAUUCUGUGAAGGUGUGAGUCAAGAAUCAGAGAACUGCACAGAUGGGCUCUGCAUUCAAGAUAAAAAACCUCUUCAUGAAAUAAAACCCCAAAGCAUUGAGAAUGCCAGUGACAUUGCUCUGUACUCAGGACUGGGAGCUGCAGUCAUUGCCGUGGCCGUUCUGGUUGUUGGAGUAACCCUGUACAGACGGAGCCAGAGUGACUACGGCGUGGACGUCAUUGACUCCUCUGCACUGACAGGUGGCUUCCAGACCUUCAACUUCAAAACAGUCCGUCAAGGCAACUCGCUCCUAUUGAAUUCCUCCAUGCAACCUGACCUGACAGUGAGCCGUACCUACAGUGGGCCCAUCUGCCUGCAGGACCCCCUGGACAAGGAACUCAUGACAGAAUCUUCACUCUUUAACCCGUUGUCGGACAUCAAGGUCAAAGUCCAGAGCUCAUUCAUGGUUUCCCUGGGAGUAUCAGAACGAGCAGAGUACCAUGGCAAGACCCACUCUGGGACAUUUCCUCAUGGGAAUACCAGAGGUUUUAAUACGAUACACCCCAGGAAUAAACCCCCCUAUAUGCAGAAUCUCUCAUCACUCCCCACCAGAACAGAGCUGAGGACUACUGGUGUUUUUGGCCACCUGGGAGGGCGUUUAGUGAUGCCAAAUACAGGGGUGAGUUUACUCAUACCACAUGGAGCUAUCCCUGAAGAUAAUUCUUGGGAAAUUUAUAUGUCCAUCAACCAAGGUGAAGCCAGCCUCCAGCCAGAUGGAUCAGAAGUACUCCUGAGUCCUGAAGUCACCUGUGGGCCUUCAGACAUGGUAGUCACAACUCCCUUUGCUUUGACCAUACCUCACUGUGCUGAUGUCAGUUCUGAACACUGGAAUAUUCAUUUGAAGAAGAGGACCCAGCAGGGCAAGUGGGAGGAGGUGAUGUCAGUGGAGGAUGAAUCGACUUCCUGUUAUUGCCUUUUGGACCCCUUUGCAUGUCAUGUCCUCCUGGACAGCUUUGGGACAUAUGCACUCGCUGGAGAACCCAUCACCGAUUGUGCUGUGAAGCAACUCAAGGUGGCCGUCUUUGGCUGUAUGUCCUGCAACUCCUUGGAUUACAACUUGAGAGUCUACUGUGUGGACAAUACCCCUUGUGCAUUCCAGGAAGUGGUUUCAGAUGAAAGGCAUCAAGGGGGACAGCUACUGGAAGAACCAAAGUUGCUGCAUUUCAAAGGGAAUACCUUUAGUCUUCAGAUUUCUGUCCUUGAUAUCCCCCCUUUCCUUUGGAGAAUUAAACCAUUUACUGCAUGCCAGGAAGUCCCAUUUUCUCGGGUGUGGUGCAGUAACCGACAGCCCCUGCACUGUGCCUUCUCCCUGGAGCGCUACACUCCCACCACCACCCAGCUGUCCUGCAAGAUUUGCAUCCGGCAGCUCAAAGGCCAUGAACAGAUCCUCCAAGUGCAGACAUCCAUCCUUGAGAGUGAAAGAGAAACCAUCACAUUUUUUGCACAAGAGGACAACACGUUCCCUGCACAGACUGGCCCCAAAGCCUUCAAAAUCCCCUACUCCAUCAGACAGAGGAUAUGUGCAACAUUUGAUACUCCCAGUGCCAAAGGCAAAGACUGGCAGAUGUUAGCACAGAAAAACAGCAUUAACAGGAAUUUAUCUUACUUUGCUACCCAAAGUAGCCCAUCUGCUGUCAUUUUGAACCUGUGGGAAGCUCGUCAUCAACAUGAUGGUGACCUUGACUCCUUGGCCUGUGCUCUUGAAGAGAUUGGGAGGACACACACGAAACUCUCAAACAUUCCUGAAACUCAGCUUGAAGAACCUGACUUCAGCUACAGCAGGCAAAAUGGACUUUAGUCCAUCUCCUCUCAUGGACAGACCGAUGGCCAGCUUUGUGACUUUUUCUUUAGGUGGGGAGAAAAGAGGUGGCUUUUGGCCCAGUGUUUUUUGGGAAAACUCAACUUCAUUUAUAAUCAGAGAGGGACAUCACUUGAAGAAACUGAAAACUGUCUUGGUAAAUCAGGUUAAUGUUGGGAAGGUUCAAGCUUGCAUCCAAAAGGCCCCACUGUCCCAUCUGAAUUAAUGCCUACUUAACUCUUGGCCAAUUCUACAGAAUUGAAGUGGAAAAAGGGACACACAAUGCCUUUAAAGAGGCUCAUAUUUUUGGAAUUGUUAAUGAGUCAAAACAUAUCAGAUGCCAGCAAAAUAGAGAUUGAAUAAAUGUGUAGUUUGGAAAAUGUUUAUAAAGUAAUGAUGUUCCCCAAGGGCCAAAUUAGUCUGAUAUCAAUAUCAGAUUGUUGUGUUUUUUUUUAACCAAUUGAUAUUUGUAAUAUGGGAAAAAAGUAUAAAACUGGCCUACAUAAGUAACAAUCUUGCCGGUCCAUUUCAACCAUGUCACCAGCAAGAAAUGAGCAUUUAGAACUCAGAAUCUAUGUAAGUCACACCAGCACCACCUCCCAAAUUAGCCCAUGACAGACCCCCCCCCCCCAGGUUAGACAAGGGCCACUAGGAGGAAGAAUAGGAUGAUUAAAUAUUUGACUAUAUCCUAUAGUCCUUCCAAAAGCCAAGAUUCACCUCACUCCUUCCUGCCAUUCCCCCUCAAUGCAGAAUAGUAAGGGACUGUUUCCAGGUGCAUCAAUGACCACAGUUAAUCAUCACUGCAUGGUGACUUAGGAUGAUAGCCAUUGCUCACAACUGUAUAGAGCAAGGCCCUGAACCCCACCACCUCUCCUCACAGCUGAGCCACAUCAUUGCAGUAGAAUCAAAUCCCUCAUAACACAGCUGGGUAUUGGCUUUGGCCAUGAACCAAGUCAGUUUACUUCCCAGGAAACAGCUCCAUAAGCUGAAAGCCUCAAAGAGCCUGGUUCCUUUACAAGACAGUAAGUGUUAGCCAGAUCCCCCCAAUACUACCACAAGAAAAUGGAGUUGUACUCUACGUUUUUGAUGAACCUUACUAAAAAUGCUUAUUUCAUUUUUAUAUCAUUGAGAUUUUACAGAUAAAUUUACUCUCCACUAAAACUACUUUUUCCCUAGGAAAUUUCCUUUUUCGGGGAGGCAGGCGGGGAAGCCAAAAUCAUUCAUUUUGGAUAAUACCUGGCAUAAAUGCAAUUUAAGUAAAUAAAUAUUUAAGUGCUUGCUGAGUAUGAGGCACUAGGAAUAUGAAGAUAAAAAUGAAAUACCCCCCCAUCCUCAAAGGGCUAUCCUAUAAUACAAGCUAUAGCAACACCCUCAGUUCCCUCAUUUAGAUGUUUUUUUCUGGCAACAUCAUAAUAGUAUGUAGUUAAUUUUUAGUCUUGUGGGGAAAAAGUAGUUUUAGUUGCCCUAAAAUAAUUGAAAUCCACAAAAAAAUCAAUUAAUUUAGUUUAACCUUCUUUCCCAUAAAAUCGUUUUGACCAGAGAUUUAUGCAAAUAGUCCAAAGGGUUCUGUUUAGGUUGCCCUCUACUCUCUAGCUAUGUUUAUGAAGACAUAUUAACUCCAAGGAUAACAUUUCUGGCAUGACAACAGAAGAAAGGAGAAGGAGGCAGGAACCUGAAAAGGCCACAAGUUGGAUAAGCAAACCCUAACUUUCCUAAAGGACUUGGUUCUACCAGCAACAGGGGGAAAAGGAGAAAAUUUACAAUAUCCAAAGAGAUGAAAAUAACAAACUAUAUAAAUGUGUAAGUUUAUCCAAAGAAGAAGCUUCCUGAAUAACUAUUAAAAUUUGUAAUUACCUUUUUUUAGAGCCCUUUAAAAAAUCCAAAAAUCAUGUCACAAGGAAAAGAGUCUAAAGGCUUGGAAUUUAUGAUGCCAUAUUUAAUGCAGUCUGGUGCAUAUUGACUCCUGCAUUGGUUUUACUAUGUCAUAUUUAGCAGCAUAAGGCUUUUCUCAGGAACUGAAUGGAUUAUUGUACAGAACAGACAAAACCACUUAGAACUGUCAAACCCAUUUUCUGAAAUACUGUCUCUAGAUCAGGAGAAUGCCCUUUUCUUAAUAGUCUUCAACAUGUUUAUCCCUUAUAGGGAACAAUGGAGAGAAACCAUGGAAGUAUAAAUCAUUUGACAUCUCUGAAAUAGUUUCUUGAAGAGGCAGCUUUGGGUAGAGUCAAUCAUCAAAAGAAGCAUCGAACUGACUUCUUAGGAGGAGAGAUUGGGGGAGAUUUGGCAGAGCAGCUGUUUUCAACUCCUCAGAGAAAAUAGAAAGUACCCCCAUCUUUUUUUUUCUGCCCUAAUGUAGGACACUCAGAAUUUUUCUCUUCUCUCCUGAAUGGGCUUCUAAACAUUUUAUCCAUUAAUGUGAAUUAAGACAGACCUUGAAUGACUCUUAGCAUUUUAAAAGAGUGCUCUUAAAUUUGACAACAGACCCAAAAUUUAAAUAAGGCUAAUGAGAAUUUAUUUUGAACAUUUAAAGGCAAAAUGGAGCCAUUUUUACUUUCUGAAUAUUAACUCAGUGGAUUUUUUUCAACUGUGGCUUUUGCAAAUAGGCUCAUCUGAUAAAGAGACAGACCAUUCCUUAAGAUCAUCAAGAUCAACACUUAUUUUUUGAAUAAGGAAACCGAGACUGAAAGGUUGAUUUAAGAUGCAAUUGAUCAUUUCAAGGAAUGUCAAAGAAAAUAAAAAUCUUGUUUGAAUAUCAGUCAAAUGUACAAACAAACCCUUUGAUCUAUUCUUUUUCCUCUCUUUCCCCUCCUUCCCCCAUUUUAUAUAUUAAUCUCCCUCCUUUGGAUAUUAGGUGCAGAAAAGGCUAAAGUUGAAUUCUUGCUGCAUUUAUAAUCAUUCAACAAUGUGGCAAUGGACAUCCAAGAAGAGAACUUGCAAGAUUUAAAGAGAGAACUUGCAAGAUGUACACAGCAAUGGGCUUUAGGGGCAGAUCAGAUAAAGCCUUAGAUCAUCAUUUGAACCUUGGACCACUUAUCCCAACCUAAACUCCUAUAUGGUCUUUCAUGUUUGGCCAUCCCUGCACUGAGACCAGCCAAGCAAAUGCCCCUCUUGAAAGAGAUUUCACUUGUCAUUCUGAGGCCUUAUUUUGAUAAACUGUCUUGGUCAUCCUUUUGUACCGGGAUUAUGCACUGGUAAAAGUAAGAGAAGGAAAAAGACAGAGAUAGAGAAAAAAAGAGAGACAGAGAGAUACAAAACCCUUUAGUAUUUGGUGGCCUAUUUUAGAAAAUGUCAUGAUGCCACCCCCUGCCAUUUUUGAUCCUGUGAGUAAUCUAAAACUAAUAGUCAUACUUUCAAAAUGACUUACAAUUAUAUCACCAAAAUGGUACACUUCAUAGCUUUGUCAGACUGCAGCAUCAUAAAGUUAAUUUAUGAGUUUUACAACAUUGCUUGUGCAGUCUGACUAGUUUACAUUAAAAUCCUUUAAGUCAAAGGGAAGCUUGCUCUGUAGAUUUAAAUUCAAACUUCAUUUACUGGUGCACGAAGUCCCAUAAAACUAGGAUGUACUCCCACAAAAAUUUUAUUGGCCUUUUUGUAAGAGAUGAAAAAGAAUUGACACUGUUCUCCUUAAAGAGAGGGGGACUUUUUGUUAUUAUUAUUUUUAUCUCCAAAAGCAGCUGUUAUCCUUUGCUGUGGCCUAUACAUUUUUCUUUCAGGAAAUUCUGAGAGAAGCUAUUUAUUAAGUUUAAAUCACUAAAACAGGGGUUUUCCUUGGAUUAAAAUCUCUGGACUUGAAGACUUGAAGCACUUGUCUCUCUGAAAGAUGUUAUCUUAAAAAAAAAGAAGUAGAAAGAUAUGGCAUAUUCAUUCCCUUUCAGAAAGCAUACUUCAGAUGCCAAACUUCUAGCAAAGGUAUCUGUGAAGUUAGAAAAUAUUGUGAAAUAUACCAGUGCAAUGUUCUCUUUCCCCCUUUUAGUCAUUUCUCUUUUUCUAUCUGUUAGUAGUGGGUCAAGCUGCUCUCUGUAAAUGUCUUGAAUAAUAGAGUUGACAGAUGCAGUAAAGGAAAAGUUGUCCCAGAGGCUUUUGUUCCAGGUAUAGAAAGUUCAAAAGAAUUGCCAAUGAGCUAGAAAUGUGCCUCUAUGGCCUGUUAUAUGGCUCAGUUUCAUUAUUUUUUCUUCAUGUAACAUUGCAAGAUUCUGUCUUCUUAGUAUCUACCAUUGUCUUUAUUAGGGAUAACAGCCACAUAAAAAUGGGAAAGCAAAAUGUUGUCCUAAUAAUAGUGGCAUUAAAAAAAAAUUAGUAGCCCUUGGUGUUAGUUGCCAUAGCGCUGUAUUUGAAAUCAAUGCUUUAGCUAAAAGCUGAAUGGCCGCAGUUUCCACUGUUUUGUCCUUAUAGAAGUUUUCAAAACAACAAUCAAAAGUGUAUUUUGUCAACUGUCACAAAAGUGAAAAUGUUAACUGAUCUUAGAUGUGUUUGCAUUUUCUUUGUGUGUUUUUGUUUCUAAAUGAUUUUUAAAAGCUGCAGUUUACCAAGCUGUUUGGGUGUAUUAAACAGCAUGUGGUGUUUUUUGCAAGCGGUUCUAGGCAGGCCAGGGUCCACCACAUGGUCUUCUUACAUCCCCAUGGCGGGGUCAUCUCCCACAACAGGAUGGCAAUAGGAAGAGAGAUUUUUUUUUCUUUUAAUAAAAGGAAAAAGGAUGGAAGACCAACCCUAGCCAAUUAGUCACUAGUGUGUAGUAUUGUAAUCUGAAGUAGGAAGUUUAACGCACAUAGAGUAAUUGUAGUUUUUUAAGCAGCUGCUUAGCCUUUUUUUUUCCUCUUGCUGUGAAGACCAUGGAUUUGAAAUGUCCUCAUGAGGUGGGCCUAGGAAGUGAACAUCAAGCUUCAUGUCUUAGAACCCACCCACCAUCUGAACCCAAAGAUAAACACAGGCAGAACGCUUCAUGGUUACACCUGUACUUCUAAGAGCAUCCCCCCCCCCCGUCUACUUAAAUAAAAUUGAAAUUGAGAAAAAAGUGGUUCAACAUGAACCAUACCACUGUCCCUAAAAGAUGUAGCAUUUAAUGAUCAUGAUAGUUUCUUACAGAAAAGCAUGCCAUUCUUUUCAUGAAUGACUGCAGUUUUGUGCGUGUUAAAUAUUGUUAAAAUGGGGGGAAAUGCCCUUUUAAGCUCUGUUUCCCAACCCAUUGGACAAUGAUCACAUCAUUUCAAGCAAGAGUCUGUAGAACAACAUUUUAGCACAACAAAAGAAAAUUGGACAUUUCCUUGGAGUUUAACAUGAUAGAAUUAUAACUUCAGAAUCCAGCAUCUAUAAUGAUGGAGAGAAAGCAUUAGCAUUUUUGGAAAUGGGAAGUAUGCCUGAGGUCAUGUAGUCUAAUGAUUUCCAAAGAGAAAUAAAUUUAAUUUCAUUCAAUCAGAUUCAACAAGUAUUGGUUAAGCAUCUUUUCUGGGAAAAAAUGCUAGCAAAACGAAGCCCCCAAAUUAUAUAUUCCCUUCCUUCUCUACACCCUCUUUGACCCUAUACUUGAAGACUCCCUGUCUUGGCCACAAAUUGGGUGUGAUUCCAUUGAAGUAAAAUAACUGACCAUAUGACCUCGUAGGAGUCUUCCCAGCUCUCUGAUUUAAGAAUGUGAGGGCACUUUGUAAGUAAACUCUCAUUCCAUAAGACACAUUGAUCAUGGCAAAGAGAACAAAGCUGAGAAUAGCUCCAGUGGUACUCUUCUAUUCUCCCUUCCUAACUAGUUCUAAUUAUAGAACAGAUGUCAAUUCAAGCAGCAUUAACCCAGGCCUGCACUGAGACUUCUCUUAGAGAAUCAAGAAAAUAAAUCUGUAUGACUUGCCAUCACUUUGUGACCUUGCCAUUGAUCCUCCCAGGCAUGCAGGGAUAUCAAAAACUAUGGAAAAAGCUACUCCAAGGGACCAAAUUUCAGACCAAAAUAUUUUCCUUGUCUUUCCAAAAUAGAAUUAAGCUCCUGCUUCCUCUUGUCCAUAUCUCAGUGGCAUUUAAUUGUCCUUUGGGGUCUAUUACAUAUGCCCCCUCAUUACACACUCACAUGCACACAAAGACAUACAAGUGUGAAAACACAUAGGGAAACAGCAUCUUAUUCUCCUAACUCGAAUACAAACCAUGAAACCAAUUCUUUUUUCCAUUUAUUUCCAUUUCUGUAUUGAAAAACUUCAGAAGAUGUUUUUGUUUUUUUUUUUGUUUUUUUGGGGGGGAGAAUUGAUUUAUUUUCCCCUUUUGGUAGUGGUGCAGUAUGGGAUUGGUCUGUAGGCAUUUUCUAAAGAAAUGUCUCAGAUCGCCCUUUCUCACCUUACUCUCUGUUUUAUUUAAAUGUGUUCAGAGCUGGAAGACAACAGAAACAACAAAGAUCUGGUUGAACACUUGGUUUGACAUGAAGCUGAAGGAGCAAGCAAGCCAGAGAAGAUAGUUUGAAUAAAGCAUGGCCUUGGCUUCAUACCACACUUUCUGUGCCUUGUACUAUCAAUGUAAAUUCUGAAUGUUGUACAGUAAAUACUUGGAUGGACUCCUUAGAAAAGGCUGCACUGGCUUCUUUUUCAGCACAUGUACAUAUAUAUAAAUAUAUAUACAUAUAUAUUUGGUAAUGCCCAACAGCUGUGUUAUAUUGUAUUGAAAAAAUGGACAGUUUGGAUGUUUUAUGUAGAGUAUGCAGAAAUUGGAUGGCUACAGACUUUUGAAGAAAAAUGUACAGACAUAAAUUACUGCAUAUCGGUUAUUUAUGAAUAAAGAGUCUUUUAUUGACAUCUUA